Gossypium arboreum is the source of this 801-nucleotide messenger RNA. RefSeq lists its product as uncharacterized. The transcript has a single exon. The record is from RefSeq and is a predicted model, not a curated record. Lineage: Eukaryota; Viridiplantae; Streptophyta; Magnoliopsida; Malvales; Malvaceae. The coding region runs from base 1 to 801 and encodes 266 amino acids.
AUGGCAGUUAAUUGCUUGGAGUCUCAAGGUAAACGACCUUCUCAAACAGAGCCGAACCCUCGGCAGAAUGUCAGUGCAAUAACUCUUCGUAACGGAAAGGUUCUAGAAACAGUGCCAGCCAAAAAUCAUGGGCAAGAAGAGGAACGAGAAAAGCAGAUCUCGGAUCCAACAGCAAGGCCAGAAUCGGAAGUUCAAAAACCAGUUGUGAUGCCACCUCAUUUUCCAGGGAGGCUUGCAAGGGAUAAGAAAGAGAAGGAGGAAAAAGAAAUCCUCGAGACAUUUAGGAAGGUAGAGGUAAAUAUCUCUUUACUCUACGCUAUCAAACAGAUCCCUCGUUUUGCAAAAUUCCUCAAGGAAUUGUGUACUAGCAAAAGGAGGUUAAUAGAUAACGAAAGAGUAAAUGUAGGAGAAAAUGUCUCCUCAGUGCUGCAAAAGAAAGGUCCACCCAAAUACAAGGACCAAGGUAUGUUUGCUAUUCCUUGUGAGAUAGGCAAUAUAGGCAUUAAGAAAGCCAUGUGCGAUUCAGGGGCUUCCAUUAAUGUUAUGUCUUAUUCUAUUUAUAAACUGAUUAACACGGGUCUUUUAAAAGAGACAGGAGUAAUAAUCCAGUUGACGGACAGGACAGUCGUCUAUCCUGAAAGGCUGCUUGAAGUCGUCCUUGCUAAAGUUAACGAAUUAGUUUUCCCUGCAGAUUUUUACAUUAUCCACAUGGAGGAUGACAAUUCGGCUAAUUCGUCUGACAUAAUUCUUGGGAGACCAUUCUUGAGUACAGCACGAACGAGAAUUGAUGUUUGGAGUUGA